CCGAGCGAGAGUGCUUUAAUGAUAUCGGCUGCUGUUCGGAUCCCGCUGUCGAAGAGAACGGUCGCUUUGUCGCCUACCGCAUCCACGAUCUCGGGAAGCAUUUCUAGAGAUGCGACGGCGCCGUCGAGUUGUCGUCCUAGAGAGGUUCAGUUACAGUAUGGUUUGGAGGAGAGGGAACUAACCUCCGUGAUUUGAUACGAUAAUCCCAUCGCAUCCGUGCUCAAUUGCGAGUUUGGCAUCUUCCGGAUGCUUCUGUGGAAUCAGCCCAUGUCCGACUUCCCAGCUGGUGGAAAUAUACCUGAAUUCCCUUCAGCACAAGCGGUCCCUCCCAGUUGUCCCUCAGUAAUUUCAGUCGGUCCCAAGUAUGCGACUUGCCAGAAACGACGUCGCCGAGCCAAGCUACGGAGGCCUGUACACUUUAGCAACUGUCUUCUUGCCUCUUCACAAGAAACACACUUCUACAAUAUUCUCCUCCGGCUCAUGGCCAAAUUUCGCCCGGCACUUUCGACGAAAGACCGGAUCCGAGAGCCCAACUUGAACCCCAGUCCCUUUGAUAAACGGUACAUAACCAUUAUCCAAAUCCGCCGGUCUCCAAGCCAGCGCCCAAGUAUCAAGCGUCACAACGAGGACUUUGAAUCCAUUCUUCUUGGCGCGGUCCAGAAGCGAGAGCGUGACUUCGUCAUCUUGGGGCCAGUACAGUUGAUACCAACGCGGACCAUUUCCGCUCGCCUCCGCGACCUCUUCUAUGGUCGAGGAAGCUGCGGUACUCAUGAUGAAUGGGACAUCGAGCUCUGCGCAGACUUCCGCCAGUCCCGUUUCCUUGUCUUCAUGGAAGAUGGAUUGGACGCCAAUUGGAGCCAUCAAGAUCGGGGUUUCUAUCAACAUCAGCAUCUGUUCAACUCGCUCACUUUCUUGUCAAUCCGGUUUGAAAGGUUGGACUACCAUAUUUUUCACCAAACAACUCGAUGGUGAGAUCACGGAUACUGGUCUCUCUCAGCAUCCGAGGGACCAGUUUCCACUGUCGAAAAGCGAGUCGAUUCGCGUCCAUUGUGGCUUUCUCCCCGGCUCCGCCGGCAAUGUAGUUGUAUGAUGUCUCUGGAAGUUUUUCUUUGGCUUGUGCUGCUAAUUUAUUGGGGUCGGUGGUCACGAGAGGGAACUUGUUGAGGAAUGUUCCAUCUGUUGGUCUUCUUAAUUGUCUGUAUGGUCUCAUUGAACAGCUGCAGGGGCGUGACAUACCUCGAUAUAUGUUGGACUGGUGAGCACCAUAAUCGCGUUUGUUUUUCUUUCCCUGUGUGAGGCUGAGCUUUGGAACGGCUUCGUUUGAAGACAUAAUGAUUCGCGAGAUUGGGAAUUAUCUUGAAGGCGAGUUGAUUGUGAGAGUGAGAUUGUAUGAUGACUCGUAUGUAAGCCGAGGUACGCUACAGCACAUACUAUACUGUAAUCUUACUCGAUACAUGUAGAACUUCACCACCUAAACCCCAUUAACCCAAUUCCAACACCAAAUAUCACCAAAUCUCACCUCACCUCACCACCAAAAAAACAAUUCUCAAAAACCUUCCCAAGCACCAACCUAUCCAACCCCCCUCCAACAAAACCCCAAACAUAUACGACCUCCAAAACCACCCUCGGCCCACAUCACAGUAAGGUUAACCCCCAACUCUAUCUCACCACCCCCCAAGCUUCCCCACGGGAAAACCCACCCGUUUACCCGUUCGUCUACCCCGCAAUCUGCCACCCCACCACGCCGGUCGCCGCUCGCUCGCUAACAGAACGAACCCGAGUGCCGCACGCCCGCUGAUUGGCCCCCCCAACUGCCAUUUCAUCCAAGAAUACUGGUAGGGUCGAUCCUCAAACAGGUACGGCCUCGUGAUACACGGGGUCACGUCCAGGAAUCCACGCCUCGCAGACUAGAAACUGGAAAGUCUAACUGCGAACGAGUCAAACGUGCCUAUUUGUCAGUUGUAAAAAGAGCGAAAGGUGCUUAAGAGCCGUCCUACUAACAAGUAUCGACAAACUGCCGAAGAACAAAUAAAGUAUUCUUUGAGGAAGAUGCAAGGCGGGGAGGGACAGGGUAGAGAAACGGGAGAGAGUAAACUCAAGAAAAAAGCGGGAUUCUUGGCACCUACCUGUUUCGAGUCUCUCUAUGCAUUCGCAUCCACGAACAAAGAGCGAAUGUGGGGUUUCUGGUGUGUACGCGCCACGUCAUUUCAUUUAAAGUUCCAUCAAAACAGUAGAUGGAUUUCUGUUCCUGCAGUCCCCCUUUCCAGAAAUUUCUCUCUUACGCAACGCACUGGAUUCCCAUUCGUCUUCAAAGCACACCUGUAUCACCAUCCCAACCACAAUAGCACGACGAUGACCGAGCUCGACGUCCCCAAGAGGCAUUUGGCGCUCGUGUAUGAUGCCCCAGGCUCCAUUUCGGUUAAGACGGUAGAGGUGGAUACCCCUGAGCCGGGGGUGGGUGAGGUGUUGGUGCGAUUGUAUGUUUUCUUUUUCUUACCUCCCCUGCGAGAUGGAUGGGAUGUAUUGGACAGAGAACUGAUAAAGUCUAAGAACACAUACGGGAGUUUGUCACAGUGAUCUGGGGGUUAUGGAGAAUAAAUUUAAAGGAUGUAAGGCAGUGUUUUAACCCCGCCGUUGGAAAAACCCACCCAAGUUCAAGCCCCGAUCAAGAGUGGACAACACUCGGUUCGGGGUCAUGAUCUAGUUUUUUCUUUUCUUUUCAGAAUUCAAACCCGAAGGGAAAGAAAGAAAGAAAGAAAGAAAGAAAGAAAGAAAAAAAAUAAAGAGAGAAAAACAAGAUGAUGAAAAAAAAAGGGGGAUGAAAAAGACUAGAAAUAGCAACCCCACCCCACACAACAACACAACAUCCAUACCAACUUACUCUCGUAAAACUUCCAAGCAAUCCAACUUGCUAAUCUACAUCCUAAAAAAACAGUACCCCUUCCAACACUUGCAGGGCAAAUCGGAGGGCACGAAGGAAUUGGCAUAGUCCACAAACUCGGCCCAGGUCAAGAAGACAGCCGAGUCAAACUCGGGGACCGGGUAGGAAUAAAGGUAAGUUUGUCCUCAUAGUCAACACCACACAUCUCAUACCCCCAAUACCAAAUACCCAGUUCGAAUGACAUAGCUGACACUAUUCGGUUAGUGGGUAGCAUAUGCUUGCGGCGCUUGUUUACCAUGUUUAGAAGGGAGAGAUGGCGUGUGUUUUGUAAGACUCCCCGAUGAAGAAAAAAGUAAGAGGAUUAUGAGACGUUUUGGCUGAUGUGACUCGCUCGAAAAAAAGAACCAGAAAAUAUCGGGGUACUAUUGUAAGUCCUCGCGAAAUUGUGAAGGGAGGGAAGACAGACUGAGACGUUUAUAGACCCGGGGACUUUUCAACAAUACGCAAUCGCACCCGCGAAUUACGUGACACCCAUACCAUCCGGACUAUCCUCAGAAGAGGCAGCGCCCAUGAUGUGCGCUGGUCUCACCACGUAUGUUCCCUCCUCUCAGAAAUUUGAGCACAGCCUCAAGGCCGCUAUUUGGGCCGCAUGAAUUAGCCGAGGCCACCCAAAAAACCCCCUAACUAACACCGUUUAGGUACUCGGCCUUGAGAAAGUCGGAUGCGAAAAGUGGACAGUGGGUUGUGAUUUGUACGGUGAUCUCCGUUUUCUUUAAGCAGGUUGGGUAGAUUGAUCUUUUUACUGACUUUGGAAUAGCUGGUGCUGGUGGUGGCUUGGUGAGAAGAUUUUCCGGAUGCCGUUGAGGAGUUUGUUAGAGGUAUGGUUACUAAGACGUUUUAUUGUAGGGACAUAUUGCAACGCAGAUUGGGGCCUUUGGAAUGGCUUUUAGGAUCAUUGGGAUUGAUCAUGGGAGUAAGGAGGAGCUUGUUAAAGAGUGUGGUGCAGAGGUGUUUCUUGAUGUUACGAAGUUUGAUACCAAGACGAUGACGCAAGAAAUCAAGAAUAUAACAGGGGGUUUAGGUGCGAGCGCGGUGAUUGUCUGCACAUCUUCGAAUAAAGCAUAUGCUCAGGGACUCGGAUUCUUGAGGUUUGGAGGGACGAUGGUUUGUGUGGGGUUACCGGAGGGUGAUGCCGAGCCGAUCGCAACUGCUUUCGCGGGUUCAAUGGUAAGUCGGACCUAUAUUAUAGGUAUACCAUUCGUACACUAAUACCUCCUAGAUUACCAUGGAACAUGUCAUCAGAGGUUCAGCUCUAGGCAACCAACGGGAAGCUUCAGAGAUUCUUGAUCUUGCGGUCAGGGGUAAGGUGAAGACUCAUGUCCAGGUGAGAAAAAUGAACGAGUUGACGGAAGUUUUCAAUGAGAUGUCAAAAGGGCAAAUGCACGGUAGAGUGGUACUCGACCUUCAAUGAUCUUUCAGCAUAGUUUGUGCUUUAACGCGGGAAUUUCCAUAUGUAACAUAGAUAAUGAAUUUGGCCACGAGGGCUGAAUGGGGGCCAUGAAUGACAGCAUCAGCGAGGAGUCAAACAAGCGCUCGUACUAGAAAGGAAUAAAGAUAUCCAGAUUAACUUUCGCAAA
Molecule: messenger RNA, 4518 nt
Organism: Hymenoscyphus albidus
Lineage: Eukaryota; Fungi; Ascomycota; Leotiomycetes; Helotiales; Helotiaceae
Source: the annotation of a GenBank genome assembly